Messenger RNA from Thamnophis elegans (Western terrestrial garter snake), 1977 nucleotides. It is a transcript of the gene CNGA3, whose product is annotated as cyclic nucleotide gated channel subunit alpha 3. Gene Ontology annotation, cellular component: plasma membrane; intracellular cyclic nucleotide activated cation channel complex. Gene Ontology annotation, molecular function: intracellularly cGMP-activated cation channel activity; protein-containing complex binding; cGMP binding. The transcript is spliced from 6 exons. Lineage: Eukaryota; Metazoa; Chordata; Lepidosauria; Squamata; Natricidae. Gene Ontology annotation, biological process: potassium ion transport; monoatomic cation transmembrane transport. The coding region runs from base 1 to 1977 and encodes 658 amino acids. The record is from RefSeq and is a predicted model, not a curated record.
AUGGCUAAAGUUAACACUUAUCAUUCCUACCCUGCUGCCCAGAGGUCUUCUGGGAAGACUGUUAGUGAUGACCCUGGUAGACUUGAAAAUGGAAUUAAGAGGACCCCCUCCCCGGGUGAGGAUAGAUCUUCAAAAUUAGAGAGUGUCAUUUCCAUGGCGGAAGCAGGAGGGGAUACAUCUGCAGAAGGAGCAACGAAUAGUUCCUCGGGGUUUUUCUCAUCAGUGAGAGCUUGGUUCAGAAAGCGCUUCCGUCGAGAUGGCCAAACAUCUGAUGCUUCAGUUGAGGCUCCAGGGGGAGAAAACAAAGACAACAAAGCUGAGCCAAAGAAGGAUGGGAAAGACGAUCCGAAAAAGGAAAAGAAAGAAAUCUUUGUGAUAGAUCCUUCAAGCAACUUGUAUUAUAGGUGGUUGGGAAUCAUUGCAGCACCAGUAUUCUAUAACUUCUGUCUAUUGGUAUGUAGGGCCUGCUUUGAUGAGCUUCAGAUGAACCAUCUUGUGCUUUGGCUGGUCUUGGAUUAUUCCUCUGAUGUUAUCUACCUCAUCGACACAUUUGUCAAGUUCAGGACAGGUUUCCUUGAACAAGGACUACUAGUUAAAGAUGAAAAGAAAUUAAAAGAAUUUUAUAAAUCAACUAUUCAGUUCAAGCUGGACCUGUUGUCCCUUUUUCCAACUGAUUUGGGGUUUUUGCACUUUGGACUGAACUAUCCUGAGCUGCGAUUUAACAGGUUGCUGAGACUUCCUCGGCUAUUUGAAUUUUUUGAUCGUACAGAAACAAGAACAAAUUAUCCAAAUAUAUUUCGUAUUGGAAACCUUGUCUUGUACAUCCUCAUUAUUAUCCACUGGAAUGCAUGUAUAUAUUUUGCCAUUUCCAAACUGAUUGGAUUUGGAACUGACACCUGGGUUUAUCCCAAUAUCUCCCAUCCAGAACACGGACGACUGUCCAGAAAGUAUAUUUACAGUUUGUAUUGGUCAACAUUGACACUGACAACCAUUGGAGAAACUCCACCUCCAGUGAAAGAUGAAGAGUAUCUGUUUGUGGUCAUGGACUUUUUAGUGGGUGUGCUUAUCUUUGCUACCAUCGUGGGUAAUGUAGGCUCUAUGAUUUCUAACAUGAAUGCCUCUAGGACAGAGUUCCAGGCCAAGGUUGAUUCCAUUAAGCAAUACCUGCAGUUUCGAAAGGUCACUAAAGAUUUGGAAGCAAGAGUCAUUAAAUGGUUUGAUUACCUGUGGACCAAUAAGAAGACAGUAGAAGAAACAAAAGUCCUGAGAUACCUCCCCGAUAAGCUGAAGGCUGAGAUUGCCAUCAAUGUCCAUAUGGAUACACUAAGGAAAGUACGGAUCUUCCAAGAUUGUGAAGCUGGACUCCUGAUUGAAUUGGUGUUGAAAUUAAAACCUACUGUUUUCAGUCCUGGAGACUAUAUAUGCAAAAAAGGGGAUAUUGGAAGAGAGAUGUAUAUUAUUAAAGAAGGGAAACUGGCUGUCGUGGCAGAUGAUGGGGUGACACAGUUUGUGGUGCUAAGCGAUGGCAGUUACUUUGGGGAAAUCAGUAUCUUGAACAUCAAAGGCAGCAAAGCUGGCAACAGAAGAACUGCAAAUAUCAGAAGCAUAGGUUACUCUGAUCUAUUCUGCUUGUCUAAGGAUGACCUAAUGGAAGCUCUCACUGAAUAUCCUGAGGCCAAAAAGGCACUAGAAGAAAAAGGAAGGCAAAUUUUGUUGAAAGAUAACUUGAUUGACGAGGAGGCAGCUAAAGCAGGAGCUGACACGAAAGACCUGGAAGAGAAAGUAAUUAAACUUGAAGCAGCUAUGGAUACUCUUCAGACAAGGUUUGCUAGACUUUUAGCAGAGUAUACUGCCUCACAGUCUAAACUCAAGCAGAGACUUGUAGAAGUUGAGACCAACCUCAAGAAGUCUGGAAAUGAUGCUUUGUUAGAUGUACCAGCCGAAGCUGGAAAACCAGAAGAACAGAAAAAAAAUUAA